UUUUAAUAAUCUCCAAUCCAAUAAUUCAAUGUAUACUAUUAUAUUUACCUGAAUGCACAUUUCAACUAUUCUUAAAACGAAUUAACCAUUUGAAUAUUUGAUAAAUACUUACAUAAUAUUUCUGGCCUGAUUUUAAUUUUUUACUAUCUAGAAUACAAUACAAGGAUAUUGUUAAAGAAAAGAACACACGUUAAAUGUAAACAUAUGAGAAAAAAUUGAGCGUAUUAUUGCUAUUUUAUUUUCAUGAUCAUUGUGAAUUUUGGCGGCAACAGUUUAAAAUUUAUAUCGCAUCGUUAAACAAGUUUAACGGGUUAGCGACCUGGCGAAGCGAAGAUUUUCAACGAUCGGUGUGCGUCGACGAUGUUGUUGGUUUGUAACAGUUAACCGCGCUUCGUGGUGCAAAGCGGUCGCGAUGAUAUUCGUAGUGGCCGCUAUUUUAGCGGCAUUUUGUGCUGUUUGGUGGUUUCUCGGAUUCUUCGCAACAUGCGGUGUGGGGCUCGGUCUAGGUAUUUUGUAUGCCCUAAUAUUCCAUACAAGAUGGUGCUACGUUGCUCUAGUCACUACACCAAGGGAUAUCAGAGCACUAAUUUGUUACUUCAAGAUAUUACUACUUACAUGGCAGUUGACGAGGAAAAAUUGGACUUUGCCUGAUAUAUUUCAUUUUGUAGUCCAAAGACAUCCGGAAAAACCUUGUUUUGUUUUUCAAGAUGAAACUUGGACUUUCAAAGAGGUUGAAGACUUUAGUUUACGUGUAUCAGCAGUACUCAAAGCCAAUGGUGUAAAGAAAGGAAAUGUCGUAGGUUUAUUGGUUAACAAUUGCCCACAAAUGCCAGCGUUAUGGCUAGGUAACGCAAGGCUGGGUGGUAUAACACCACUCAUCAACACAAAUCAACGGGGAAAUGCUUUGAUACACUCUAUUAAUGUCGCCAAAUGUGAUGUAUUGAUAUUUUCCGAAGAAUAUCAGGCAGCCGUACAAGAGAUUGCAAGUGAGCUGGGAUCUUCAAUUAAAUUAUUUAAAUUUACACAUCGUCCGUUAAAUCCAUCGAAAUCUUCGGCCGAUGGAAGUGGUGACAGUAUCCGUGAUUUCACUGCAAUGUUGGAGACAACACCCCCGGCUACUUGGAGUUUGGCAGAUGCAGAUGGUUUCCAUGGAAAAUUGUUAUACAUCUACACAUCUGGUACCACAGGUCUUCCGAAAGCAGCUGUCAUUUCUAAUUCUAGGUUUGUGUUCAUGGCAUCAGCGAUACAUCAUAUGAGGCUGCAGUCUUCGGACACGAUAUACUGUCCGCUGCCACUGUACCACACGGCAGGGGGUGUCAUCAGCGUAGGCCAGGCGCUGUUGUUCGGCUGCACGGUUAUACUCAAGAGCAAAUUCUCAGCAUCACAAUUCUUCCCAGACUGCGCAAAAUAUAAAGCUACGGUGGCGCACUACAUCGGUGAGAUGUGCAGGUACGUGCUGGCCACGCCCCCCUCGCACGCGGACACGCACCACAACGUGCGCGUCAUCUUCGGCAACGGACUGAGACCACAGAUUUGGAAGGACUUCCUCAAGAGAUUUAAUAUCAAACAUGUGGUUGAGUUUUAUGGAGCUACAGAAGGCAAUGCUAAUAUAGCCAAUACGGACGGUACACCGGGCGCCAUAGGUUUCGUGUCUCGCAUCUUGCCCAGUAUAUACCCCAUAGCCAUCAUCAAAGUGGACCAGGAGACAGGCGAACCUAUACGAGAUUCCAGGGGACUGUGCCAACUGGCAAAUCCAAAUGAACCUGGCGUAUUCAUUGGGAAGAUAUCGCCCAACAACCCGACCCGGGAGUACCUCGGGUACGUCGACAAGUCCGCUUCAGAGAAGAAGGUUGUUAGAGACGUGUUCAAGUACGGCGACUCCGCAUUCAUAUCCGGUGACAUUCUGGUAGCAGACGAGCUGGGCUACUUGUACUUCCGGGAUAGAACCGGGGACACAUUCCGAUGGCGCGGCGAGAACGUCAGCACCACUGAGGUGGAGGCCGCCAUCUCCAGAGUCGCUGAUCACCGGGACGCUGUUGUUUAUGGAGUCCUGGUGCCGAACACAGAAGGUCGUGCGGGGAUGUGCGGCAUAGUAGACGCGAACAGCUCGCUGGAUCUGGACAAGCUGGCCCGCGACCUCGCCCGUGACCUGCCCGCGUACGCCCGACCUGUCUUCAUACGUGUCAUGUCCGCCAUGGAUAUGACCGGUACAUUUAAAAUGAAGAAAAUCGAUCUACAGAAAGAAGGUUUUGACCCCAGUCUGGUAAAGAAUGACAAGUUAUAUUACUUAGAUCUGAAACAAGGGCGCUACCUGCCGCUCGGUGUUGACGAGUACGAGAAUAUAGGCAAUGGAAAAAUAAGACUGUAAUUAUAAAGUCCCAACUAGUAAUUAAAUUACAAAAGUCCAGACUGACUGUACCUCUGUAAAAGGUUCAUAUAGACAUAAUCCAGAAUCGUACGUACACUUGGAACUGUCAGAUGACGUCAGUAGUGGUAUAGCGAUCUCAUGUAUUCUCAUAUGUUUGUCUUGCUCUAACGCGACAGACGAGCGUCAGUUCGAACUGUCAGAUGACGUCAGUAGCGGUAUAGUGGUCUCAUGUAUUCGCAAAUGUUUGUCUCGCUCUAAUGCGACGAACGAGCGUCAGUUCGAACUGUCAGAUGACGUCAGUAGCAGUAUAGCGAUCUCAUGUAUCCCCAUAUGUCUGUCUCGCUCUGACGACGGCCAUUGUUCGUACGAUUCCGGCUAUGUAAAUGAACCUUAAGGGAAAGAAAAUGUAUACUUCAAAUUUUAAAAUCGGAUAUGGCGUUUAGGCUAUUAGCAGUCACAAAACGAAUGCUCACGAAACCUUACCCUUGUCGGGCAUGAACAAAGUUCGAUUCAUUUUUUUUAUAUAAAAAUUUUGUGUAACAAAAAUGUGUAUAAAAUUAAAUUUCAAAAGCAAUUUUUAUUUCGUUCAACUAAUCGACUUAACAACAAGAUAUUCCUUUAGAAGUAUUCUCUAUUGAUGGAAAAAAAUAUAUUACUUCUGAGUAGUAAAGAAAAAUAUAUAACAUUUUUAUGGUAGAACAUAUUUUAGUCACAACUUGACUACACAAGACGCGAGAGGUUAAUGUUUAUUAUUACAGAAAUAAUAAAUUUCUUUUAUUACUUGUUAUGUUUGUAUAUGUAUAAUUAAGUAGAUCAAUGACUCAAGAUAUUGUUUUUAUUUUCUUUGUUUAAAGCAUAGCUGAUAACGGCUUGAAUACUUUGUGAUAAUUGUCUAUAUAAUAAAUAUUGUAUGUAUCAUAUUAUUUGCCUUUGUGUAAACAAUAACAAGAAAGUCAAGUGUAUCGCUGUCAUUUGAUUUAACAAAACAGAGAUAACAAUAUGUUUUAAACGGAGAUUUCAGUCUCAGAAACUCACGGUAAAAUGUGUUUACUUCAAUUUCUAUACGUUGAUUACGUUUGAAGCUAUCCUCCCCUAGGUUAAAUCACGUGCAUUUUUAGCGCAAAGUAUUAUUGAAAUUUUCAAAAUAUUAUAAUAACGUCAUCAGAUACAAAUAAAUACAGGUGAUAUUUUAAACUACUUUCUUGUGAUGUUUCGUGAUUUUUAAUACUCAACGAUAUAUGAAAACCGUGUUAUUGUGAACUCAUUGUAUGUGCUGUAAAAUGUGUUAAUACAAAAAUUAAAUGUACUUAAAAUUAUUGUUUUAUCUAUCGAUAUUUGUAUAUUUUGUUUCGUAAUAAUUGUUUAAUUUUGAAUAAAACAUUGAGUCUCAAAUAGCUAAAAGAUUAUGUUUAAGACUAUUAAGGUUCUACAAAUUUCACUCAGCAAUCAGCUUUUUAUGUCUCUUUAGGAAUUGUUACUCAUAAAAGUUUUUUUUAUAUAUAUACUAAUUG
Messenger RNA from Papilio xuthus (Asian swallowtail), 3879 nucleotides. RefSeq names its product long-chain fatty acid transport protein 4-like. Bases 413 to 2368 code for a protein of 651 amino acids. The record is from RefSeq and is a predicted model, not a curated record. Gene Ontology annotation, cellular component: plasma membrane; endoplasmic reticulum membrane. Gene Ontology annotation, biological process: long-chain fatty acid metabolic process; long-chain fatty acid import into cell. The transcript is spliced from 12 exons. NCBI's taxonomy places the organism in Eukaryota, Metazoa, Arthropoda, Insecta, Lepidoptera, Papilionidae. Gene Ontology annotation, molecular function: long-chain fatty acid transmembrane transporter activity; long-chain fatty acid-CoA ligase activity.